AAAUACAAAAAGUAUUUAAAAUAUUAUAAUAAAUUUAAACUAAAAGUGUUAACAACAAAUAAAAUUAAAGGAAAAUAAUAAAAAAGUUUCAUUUAGAAAGCUUUAAGUGAUUUUAGUUAAAAUUGCAGUUAAAAGAAAUGAUAAAAAUAGUGUUUGUUAAUAAAACUAAGAAAAAAAGAUUUUAAACAAAUUGAAAAAGUAAUUGUUAUGUGUCGAAGGUGGUAAUGAAGUUUAUGCCUCUUGAUUACAUUGUAUUGUUGUUGACUAUUACUUCUGUUGUUGUUUGUCCUGCUGCGGCUGAUGCUGCAAAUACUGGCUACUGCUGGUGCUGUUGGUAUUGAUGCGCUGUGUUAUCUUUGCCGUUGUUUAGUUUAUUGUUUUAGUUUACACUGCUAGUUGCCAUGGACUCAACUUGUAUUGGCAAUAAUCAGCAGCAACAACAACAAGAACAACAAGUUUAUCAUCAGCAUUAUGCGGAAUACAAGUUACUAUUCGAUACAUUAAAAAACAUUUGGCAGAAUUAUUUGCAGUCCUUCAACAAUGUCGAUGUCAAGCAACAUUGGUUACAAUUGUUUUUAUUUAACUUUCAAUUUGUCUCCGAGGAAUUACUGGAAAAUGAAGAAUUUAAAAGUUUCUUUAAUCCCAUACCUGAGGAGUUAUGUUCAUAUCUGUUAGAACAAAUCUAUGAAAUAAUCAGCAAAUCCGAUCUCUUUAUACCAACUGUGGAUAGUUUCAAAACAAGCGAAAACUCUAGUGAUAAAUAUGAGGAAAGUGAUAUUGAUGAAAAACAAACGUCUGAAAAGAAUAAACAAUUUUUACAAUUAUUAAAAAAGAAUCACAAUUUUGCACAGCUAAUACUCAAACAACCCAGUGAUUGUAGCAAAAUAAUAGCAUUGAGACAAUUUUUAACCCAUCAAUUGGGACAGCAUCUGUUGGAAUUCUUAUUAAGGGUAGAUAUUAAGUUGGUGGCUUCUCAGAAAAGUUUAUGUAAUUUGUGCAUUAACUUAUUUCCCAAUUGUCCUUGGUGGGAACAUUACCGCGAGUUGAAUAAUCAACAGAAUAUAUUUGCUUUUAUAGGCAAUUUGCAAUUCUAUCAAAAAUUUAAAUGUAAAUCCAAUAAUGAUAUUACUACUAACAGCAAAAUUACCGCUGACUUACAACCACGGAAUUUGGAAAUUGUCCCAGAAAAUAAAUCUUUAGAGGAGUUUUUACAAGCCACUAAAACCAGUGAUGAAAUAGCUUUAAUAUUAAUACAACUAUUAAUAAAAUGCAUAGAAAAUGAACGGUUUACAACUUUACACUCUGAUCAAUCGAUGUUUAUGUUGACUUUAAACUUUAGCUUAGAUUGUUUAAGCGUGGAAAAUCUGGCUUUUUCAUCGCCACAUAAUGCUGAAAUCAUUAAAUGCUAUUUGCUAAAGUUAAACGAACAAUGUCUAAACAAUCUGUUUGCCUUAACAGACAAUUCACUGCACGACAUACAAUUUCAAUGUAUAUUUGCCAAACUCAUAGCCGCCUUAGAGUGUAAUUUACAAAAUACUCGACUGCUUUACGCCUUGAUUUAUAUAAUAUUUGCCAUCUUACAUAAUGUGGUGGCAGUAUAUAGCCAGAAAACUUUAUGGAAUGCCAAAGUCAAUCUAUAUAAUUUAAAAUUUAUAGAUGAAAAUAUCAUCGACUGUUGUCUCUCUACCAUGGAACACUUGCUAAGACAUCAACCACCCGAGCAGGAAGAUAUAAAAUCCUUAUAUCAUUUAAUAUUUCGUACAUUACUAAAAAUCAUAGAAAAUUUAAAUAAAUACGAUAUGAUGAUUUCAACCAUAAGCAAUAAUUAUUUCAAUACCACCAAUCUUACAACCGCUAAACCAGCACCAGUGCGUUAUCGAAAAAUGAAAACCAAACAAAUGCACUGUUUAUCUAGUGUACCUAAGUUAUCGUGCUAUUUUCAAAAUAUUCUCAUAACAAUACUACCUACUUUACCCAAGGAUCUACAAGAACAAACUAUGCUCUAUUUAGCACGUUCCGGCUUAUGUUGCUGCCACUAUAACUUGGCUUUAUUCAAUAGCAUAUUGAGUAUUAUUUUCAAUGUAACAGCCUAUUAUCAGAAAUGUGCCUACAAAUUUCUUUAUAACAAAAUGUUAAAUACUAUUUUCCUAAAAUCAACGCAGGAAAAUUCAAACUCUACGCAAGUCUCUUUGUAUUCAAAACGUUCUGGAAUGGUUAAUUGUAUGAAAUGUGAUAUGAAAUUGAAAUCAUUGGAUUUUCAUCAAGGUCUUUUGCAAAUUUAUAAAACUUUUUAUAAUAAACUACAAAGUAAUAUGGAACAUUUAACGAAUCUCAUAUAUUUCCUAAAACAUCUCAAACAUUUGGCAUUUCUGCUAACCAACGAUAUUGCUACUGGUAUAUUGGCGGAAAUAGUUUUACCUAUAUUUCGUGAAUAUAAGUUACAUUUAUUUGCCCAGAAAAGCCCCCAGAAUACCUCCCCACAACACAGUUUGAAAUUUUGGCAAAAAACUGCCUCAACUGAAACUACACCCGUAAGAAAUUCGAAUCUUCAUUUAAUCAUAGAUUCAAGUGAUAAUACAAAAGAUGAUAUUAGCAGAUUACUGUAUGAAUGUUUAAAUAUAUUUGCCAUGUAUCUAAGAGAUAUACGGCUAAUAAAAGCCUUCUAUAAUGAGGAAAAUAUUCGACAUUUGGAAGAUUUACUGGAGGAGCCUUUUUUAAUAAGAGCUGUAUGUGAUCUAAUUAAAAUAGGCAUUGAUAACAUAACAUUUUUGGGUGAUAAUAAUCAAGAACAAAUUAUUUUAAGCCGUAGACUGAUUACAUUACAAUUCAAUAGUUCGGAAAGGGCUCAACUAUUAUUUAAUUCCCUCUUAACAAAAGCCAAAAAUCAAAACAACAGCUGUGCAACACAAUUUUGGUUAUUUGAAAAUACAUCGCUAACAACAGCUACGAAAUCCAAUACCUUACAAUUGAAAACUGUAGACAUUUUGCAUAUAGUAGCUCUACAAUGGACUCUUAAUUAUGAACUUUUAAAAACUAGUCAAUAUUUCUACAAUGAAUUCGCAAAAAUAUAUUCAAUUACUAAGGAAGAUGAAGAAGAUGAUGCAGAAAUGCAGGAUGAGAGUGGUCAACAAUUAAAUAAUUCCCCCAUAAAUACAAAAAUGUCUCUGAAACCGGGUGAUAAAACUAUAAUAGACAUAUUACAAUUGAAUUAUAAUGCCUUAACGGCAUUCUUAAUGUUACCACCUAAACGUAAAUUAAAAACUCAAAAAUUGUCUAUGAAAUCUAAACAACGUCCACAACACAAUCAUAAAAUAAAUGAUUAUCAACAACAAGAAUACAACAUAUCAAACAAUGAUUUCGAUUCAAGCUGGGAAAUAUUAGAAAAUUUUAUUAAUUCCAUACACUCUAUAGAAAUGUCAAACAGCACCACUAACACAUCACUGCUAACGACAUCGAAUUAUUCUAACGCAACCACAACAACAUUUAGUUUAUAUUCAGCGCAAGACUUAACAACAGCUCUUGAUGUAACGGAAUUUCCACAACAGUGUAAAAAAGCCACAUCGUUUCUAUUGCAACUAAAUCAAAAGGAUACUUUACCACUAAGCGAAAGUGUUUUAAAUGAAAGUAUUACAAUUUUUGAUAUACGCAAUCAAAAGCAUUUUCAAAAAAGUCUUCAAAAUAUUGCUAAAGAAACAACCACAACAAAAAACUCACCCCCGUCUACAUCACCCUCUUCUUCAUCUACCACCCUCUUUAAAGACACCUUUAACUAUUAUUACUCAGCUGAUGACCCCAAAACGCUAACAGCCAAUGUAGCUGCACAAGUUUCAAAUGAAAGCAUUAUCUACAAACUAUUUAAUAUAUUCGGUUCAAUAUUCUCAUUAAGUCGUACAAAUUCUUUAAUUGAUUUAAACAAAAUAUCAGAUACAGUCAAAGAAGAAGAAGGUGAAUACCACGAAGAACCUCACGAUAUAGAUGUUGAUUUAUUGCCUCUGUAUGAAACACACAGUGAUUGCAAAAAAUUAUUAUUAAAAAUUUUCGAAGCAACUAUGGCCAUUUGUAUUAAGGGCUAUCAAAAUGAAGAAGUGGAAAAAAUGCAAAAACAUUUGCGUAAACUGAAAAGUGUUAUAUUAACAAACGCCUGCAAUAAUUGGGAACAACAUUCGGAAGAGCACACAAGAGAAAAUACUGUUAUACAAACGUUGCAAUGUCUACUCAAGAUAGCCGAACUAUCGAAUUGUGCCAAUGAACCGGCUGCAGUUGUUAGUACAAGUAUUUUAACCACAGUUACCGAAGAUCAAACAAAUCUAAAUGAGUUGAGACCACGAACUAGAUCAUUUAAUAGUUCGCGUUUGGGAGGAGGUAUUUCCUAUAAUUAUCAUCAAUUAACUACAGCUUUGCCAAGUAAAAAUGCCAUCCUAACACCCACUACUCCGCCCCAGAGACCUUUGUCCGGGGAAAGUGGUGAUGCAGAUUAUUUCUCUACGCGAGCUUCGUACAUUUGUGCAGACAGUGAAUUGGAAUUUAGUGAAAAUGAUCAAGAUGAUUUUUAUCUAACAGCCGAUGAAGGCUAUGAAGCGGAUGGUGAAAUUCAGGAAGUUUCCGAAACCGAGGGCAUGUCUGAAGUAGGAGAACUAUGGCAUUCUUUUCAACCCUCCUCCCGCUAUCGAACACAUAUACUGCAUGAAGGCAUAUGUCGUUUAGUGGUGGAUAUACUAAUUGAGCUUAGCCAGAAAUGCUGUGCAAAUCCUUUGGGUUGGUGUGAUAAUUUAGCUCAAUUAAUUAAUCGUCUUUUUGUGAUACGUGAAUACUUGGGUGGCCCUUUAUUUUUACUCCGCGGUUUUGCACCUGUACUGAAAUGUCAUGAUGUUCGUUUGAGAGAGUUGCAGCAAUGUAUUUUAGAAUUAAUUAUAGACUUGAAUUCACCGGAAGUUCUAUCAAUAUUUUUUGGUAUACUCUCGUCGAAAAAUCCACCUGUAGAUAUAUUAGUGAAAUAUAUGAAUUAUAUUUGUGCCAAUACUUUAAAGAAAUGUCAGCCGAGCGUGGAGUUGGAGUUUCCAGUUCAUAUUGAUGGCAAAUGUGUUUCAACGAGUGAUCUAGAGGUCACUGAACAUAUCGAUCGUAUACGUAAUUAUCAUUUAAACUGCCAAGCUAAUACACCUUUUACAAGAUCACCUUGUAUUAUGCCCCUCACACAUGCACGUCUCUGGAAUCCCGAAGGUUUUACGAUAUCUCUGUGGUUACAAGCCAAAGGCUCACAAAAUCACAAAAGUACCAGUCAAAUUAUCGAAGAUGAUACCAGAUCUUCAAGUGAUGUAUAUAUGAAAACUCACAUCUUGUCGGUGGGUACAAAUCAAGCUAUGCUUAGCAUAUAUUUAAACAAUAAUCUGAAUUUAACUUUUGAAACGUUUAAACCAAAUGCUGAAAUGCCAGCAAAGUCCAACCAAAUGGAUGAAACAUUAGAUAUUAAACCAAAUGUAGUUAUCAAUGGCACACAAAGUCCUGAAAACAAAAUAAGUAAAAAUCACCAUUACAACAAUCAUUUUAAUCAAGAACCAACAGCUUCGAGUUCCGGGCCCGCAACUGGUAUGACUUCUCCCUUUUCGAAAGCUUUUAAAAACACAAAACAGGCAUUUCUUAACAGUUUUAGCAAUAUGCAUCUAUUUAACGGUCAUGCCGAAACAGAUGCUUAUUAUGAAAGCACUCAUGUUGAUUUGAAACAAUUCCGUUUGAUUAGAAACAAAUGGACACAUCUUACUUUUGCAAUAGACAUUUUGGCUGAUAGUUUGGAUAUGUGCCUACUUAUCGAUGGUCUAGAACAACAUCGAAUACAGUUGCCAUUCCGCAAUAUACGUUUACUAACCAGAACUCAUAACUUUCAAAUGAUUGCACUUGGUGAUGGCAUAGUAUCUCGUUCUCCCAACACUACCACCUUCAAUGAGUCACGCUCAACUUUAGAUUGUUUUCCUAUUCGCGUAUCCAUUUCCAAUUUAAUGCUCUUUAAUCGUCCACUCAAUAAAAAAGAAGAAAUUUUAAAUUUAACUGCCAUGGGUCCCGAUUUUACCGAAUUGACACAAUGUCAUGUGGCUAAUUGGAAACCAAAUUAUGGUUAUUUAAACACAAAUAAAUUACAAACAGCCUAUUUUUGCAAUUACGUCGAUUCUUUGAAAACUUUACGAGAUUCACGAAUUUUAUGUUAUAACGCUUCACAACCAGAUAUGGUCAUGUGCUAUGAUACCAGUGUGGAAUUGGAUAAUAUUACAUACGGUCAUCCUUAUGGCGUAAUACAUUAUGGCGAACUUGUGCAGAAUAGUUUGCCUUCUUUGCAGACAGCUACAAUUUUAUGUGGAGGUCUAUCGAAUCUUUUAUAUUUAUUUGCGAGAGUUGUCGAAAUUAGUUCUAACUCUUUAACUCAAUCUAUGGCUUUAGAUAUUUUACUCAAUAUUGCCUUUUCCGAAUCACAACUAUACACUGAAUUUCAACGUAAUGAUUACAUUAAUCUCAUUGGUUAUGUCAUCAAAACGGAAAGAUGUACCAAAGAUUGUAAUCUACUCAAAAGUAUUAUAAACAAUGCCUGCUCUCAACCUUUGAUAUUGAAAAAAGGCGAUUUACUGCAAGUUAAUGAUACAACCAUCGCAACAGUGGUCUAUCCAAAAUUGUUUACUUCUAUUUUACAUAGAUAUUCAGAUUGGCAUCGUUCCGGUGCCGAAAAUUCAGAUGUUCUAGAUAUGCUCUUUCAAACAAUAUUGGCAUUAACACGAGAAAAGCAUCCGCAGCGCGAUUUUAAUAUCGAACAUUUUACCAAGGAGGGCUUAAUGCGAGAACUUUUAAAUUUGUGCAAAGUUUAUGUUAUUGAAUCACCAAAUCCAGUAUUUAUAUCUAAAAAGGCAGCUGAGGCAUUUGUUAAUAUUAUAUCGGUUUUUGCUGGUUCACCACCUAAACCUUGUCUCUUAGAUGAAAUCAUGAAAUUAAUGUUGCUAUUACACAAACCCAGUGAAUGCUAUAUUACACACGAUAGAUCCAAGUUUUAUUUUCUCUUAACACCAGAAAUACCCAUCAAAGAAAAAUCUUCAUUUAGUACUGCACUUAAAAGAAAUUCUACCAAACGCAACCAACAGGGAGGAGCAAAACCCCUAAGCGAUCUUAAUACCAAUUCAAAUUCAACAAACUCCUCCAACAGUGAUGUGGAUCCUGCUAGGCAGGCACGUAUAAACCGUUUAAGAAAGUUACAUAAAACUGUGUCAGCCUAUAAAAGACCUUUAGAUGAAUUUGAAGAAAAUUUGGAAAAUAUGGCUGAUUGUACGAAACUUAAUAAAAACGCCUUGCGUUUAGUAAAUCCUUUGGAGGCGUCCAAAUGGCGUUUAAAGUUUAAAAAAUCCUCUAUUCUAUCUACACCUAACAGUCCUAUUAAACAUACACAUACGCAUUCGCCUCAUAAAUCCCGUGCAUUCAACAAGAUGUCGUCAUUCCUCAAGCAGUCACCCCAAAAUAAAAGAAUACAAAGAAAACGUAUACGUUUACAUAGUGCCAGUUCGGCUCGUUCUUUGGCGUUGGGUGAUGGUGAAAAACACAUGCGUUUGACAACCAGAAAAUCAGAUUCUAGUUUACAUUCUUUGGCUGCUUCAUUGAAUAUGGAUCACACCGAAUGUCCUAGUUUAAAUGAGGUUUUCAAUUCAAAAUCCACUUUGCAGCAGAAGAAAUCUAAAAUACUGCAUAAAACUGAUACUUUUAGUUCUGUAGGCAUAGCAGCCUUGCAAAGUGGGUUGUUGCUGUUACUUAAAGAUUUUCUUUGUCUUUUACCAGACACCGAUAUCGAUGAUGUGCUCAAUCAUUACAUCAAAGUAGAAUUCUUAUUAGUUUUAGCUAAUCACAAUAAUGCUGGCGUACGUUCAGCCGUUAUCAAACUUAUAAGUGCUUUAACACAACGCUUAUUUCCCCAAGAUAUACAAGCUUGUACCAGGGCUUUGUAUCCUCAUCAUUUGGCCAAUCAGCUAUCGGUGGGCUUUUGCGAUAGCAACAUGUUUGAAGCUUGUCUAGAGUGGGUUUGUGGUACAAUGGGCUCUUUGGAUUCCAUACUUAAUUGUGGAAUUAAUCUGCAUAUACAAAAUCGUUUCGGCUUAAAUGCUUUACUAGCCAUAGCUUCGAAAUCAGCUGCCACAACUAAUAUUCAGCUGGAAUUUACCGGAAAGGCGUUUAAAGUUCUCAAGCAAUUAUACUUAGAGAAUCCUGAAGAUCAACAAACUAUUAUUGAUGCUGGUCUCAUACAAUGCUGUGUUAAAGCUUUAUAUCAUCUAUAUUCUAAAACAACAUCGUAUAACAUAAAGACUGAGGAAUCUAUUGCAGAUUUAUUAACCACCAUCGGUGAAAUAUCUCUUAAAUCAGUAGGUCAUAUCAAUAUAAUUUGGGACGUUAUUAAUAUGCUGUCUUUCUAUCAAGAAAAGCAGCCACAAAACAUUAUCAAAGGUUAUCGUUCCAUUCAAGCCAAACUACAAAUGAAUUGGUUGAAUUUAUUUUUCGUAAAAACAAAUGUACCCUGGAAUUUUAAAGUUUGUCAAUUUCCGAAUUUCUCUAUGUCCGAGACAAAAACACGAUUAGAAUUACUAAUUAAUCGUUGUUGUCAAUUUUACAUGGUCUUCAAUGAAAAGUCAACGCCUACACAAAAUGAAACGGAAUUAUUUAAACUAUUGGUAUCCUAUAGCAUUGCAACAAAUCAACGUUGCAACAAUUUCAUAGCCUGGGGUCUACAACCCUCUCAGCCUAGAGAUUUACGUUGUUUUAUUGUCGAUGCUUUAUGGAUAUCAUGUGAGGAUGAUUUUAUGCCCGCCAUUAUAUGUGAUGGUAAAAUGAUUAAGGCUCUAUUAUGGUUAAGUCUGCUAGAAGAUUUAGAUGAACCCAUUGAACAUUUACAAGCUUUAUGUAAACGUUUGGGUAUUAAUGAGAACGAUUCAACUUGGAAUUUAGAAAAUGAAUUACAACGUAUGGACUUGCAUAAAACAGAUGAGACGGUAAAACAGAAAACAUCUUUGGAAAAGACGAUUUAUAAAUUUGAAUCGUUGACACAGGGAUGCAUUGAAUCAUCAAUGAUAACGACACGUAGAGUGGCAGAAUUACAAAAUUCUGAACGUAAAUUAUUAAUGAAUCAUAUGAAGGAUUAUGACGAUACACAUACAUAUACCAAAUGGCUAGAAAUAGUCAGAAGAUUAACUCAUGAGGGUGCUCCUUGGUUUAGUGAACAUAAUAGUGAAAGAUCUUGGGAAUUAGAUGAUACCGAAGGACCAUCUCGUGUACACACACGUUUGCGUAAAUGUCAUUUAGAUCUUGAUAAACGUUUCUUUAUGCAAGACUUUAAUGAGUCGUCCAUAUCGAACACAACAACAACAACAAAUGAAUGUGACACCUCUACACCAGCUAAACGUUCAGAAUAUUCACGACCUCUAGAAUAUCUUAUCUCCAGUUAUGAUCAACAGUUAAACAUAUCAUUAAAUUCACAAAUACUUUAUAAUUUUCCUGCAAAAUAUCUACCAGUCGAUGGUGAAAUUGAUGGCGAAAUAAUUGUUACCGACCAUAAACUAUACUUUUUAGCUACAUAUCGUUGUAAAUACUUUUACGUCAACUGUGAUAUUUCUAACAUAACGGAGAUUUGGUUAAAACGUUAUCAGCAUCAGGAAAAGGCUUUUGAAAUUUUUCUAGACACAAAUCAAUCACUAUUCUUCUCAUUGCAAAAUCAAGAUGAUUGGAAAAUAAUGCGCGAUGUAUUCUGCGAUAAAAUUGUAACACCACCCGAGAAUAGUAAAGUUCUCUUGAUAACGCAACAAUGGCGUGAAGGUCUUUUAACCAAUUGGGAGUAUUUAAUGACACUUAAUCAAAUAGCCGGUCGUACAUACAAUGAUCUCAUGCAAUAUCCAGUAUUUCCUUGGAUUUUAUCGAAUUAUACAUCAGAUAUUUUGGAUUUAACGGAAACGAAAAAUUUUCGUAAAUUACCCAAACCUAUUGCGGUACAAAAUGAAGAAAAUGAACAGCAUUACAUUAAUAAUUAUACGUAUAUACAAAAUACCAUGACCAACAUGGGUUCAAUGAUAUUGAAACCCUAUCAUUACAGUUCACAUUAUUCAAAUUCUGGCACAGUAUUGCAUUUUUUGGUAAGAGUGCCACCAUUCACUAGUUAUUUUUUGCGUUACCAAGACAACAAUUUCGAUAUACCCGAUCGUACUUUUCAUGCUCUAAGUACUACAUAUUGCUUGGCUAGUCGUGAUUCACCCACAGAUGUUAAAGAACUAAUACCCGAGUUCUUUUGUUUGCCGGAAAUGUUUGAAAAUUUCGAACAUUUUAACUUUGGUUGUCGACAAAAUAGUGAACGUGUCGAGGAUGUGGCCCUGCCACCUUGGUGCUUAAAAGAUCCCCGGCUAUUUGUGUUAAUACACCGUCAGGCUUUGGAAUCAGAAUUGGUACGUAAUAAUCUUCAUCAUUGGAUAGAUUUGAUAUUUGGUUUUAAACAAACUGGCGAGGCGGCUGUAGAAGCUAUAAAUGUUUUUCAUCCGGCGACAUAUGCUGUAUUCUUAGAAUCGGAAAUAAACGAUCCUAUUGAACGCGAAGCAGUAGAAACCAUGGUUAAAACUUAUGGCCAAAUGCCACGUCAGCUCUUCAAAUCACCGCAUCCUCCCUCGAAGCCUUUGCAAUAUCAAAAUGAUAAACAAAUACUAUCAAGUGUACGUGGCUUAAGAUGGGGUAUUUAUUUAGGUUCUCCCCAACUGCCCGAGCCCACAUUAGGCAAUACUCAUAAGUUAAUGGGUGCGGAAUAUUUAUUGUCAUUUAAUAAUACCAAUGUGGUUUAUGGUUUACCCUCACGUUCAUGUGUUAUGCAGGGUGCCGAAAGCGAUACAUACAAUGUUAUUUCGUGGGGUUACGACGAUCGAAUAGUUCGAAUACAACCUCUUAAUAAAUUAAAUGCUAAACCUAAGAAUUUAUUAUAUAAUAGUGCUUUCGAUGAUAUUACCGCCUGUGGCUGUGAUGUUAAUUCUAAUCAACUUUGGUUUGGCCAUAAGUCGGGUAGGAUUUCCAUCUACAAAUGUUCCAGUAUAGAGGCAAGUCAGCGUACGGGUAAAAGUCGCCAAAGUUAUGUAAAGGGUCUUAAACUCUCGUAUAAUUCGGCUUUUCGUAAAAUAACUAGUAAAACCAUGGAGUCAGAGGGUGAUUUAACCUCAUCGACCAUAUCAUCGAAUUCUUUAAAUUUAGCGGAAGCGGCUAUUUAUAAAGAAGGAGCUGAUUUAACCUGGUCUGGUCCUACAGUAUUAAUACGUCAUACAGAUGAGAUAACCUGUAUAGCAUUGUCGGUGGACUUUAAAAUAGCGGUAACGGCUGGAAAAGAUGGUCUUGCUGUUAUAUGGGAUUUAAAUAAUUGGUCUUAUGUCCGCACUAUAGAACGUCCUGCAGAAAUUCACCAUUCACCCAUAACAUUACUAACCAUAUCACCAACAUUGGGUGAUAUUGUAACUGUUCACUCAUUGACACAACAACAAACAACCCUCUCAGACCAUAACCUGCCAGAAAAACAAAAUUAUUUAUCGACAGCUGCAGCCCCUCCACCUGCAGAUGAAUGUUUUGAGGUAACUGAAGAGAAUCUGGAUGAUUUUGUUAAUGUUUCCAUAAAUCCAAAUGGAAAAUCUAUUUUACGUUUACAUUCGGUAAAUGCCCGUUAUGUGCAACAUAAUGUUCAUGAAGAUCGCAUCAUGGCUGUAUGCUACUCCUAUAUAAAAGAGGGUGUUGGUGUUAAUGUUAUUGCUACAGCGGUUGAGGGUGGUAUUGUACGCCUGUGGUCUAGUUGGAAUUUAAGUUUUAUUACCGAAAUUGUUACGGGCUUAUCAAAUAUAAGAAGCCUUACCUAUUCAACACAUCAACAUUUGGUGGUUUUAACAGAACAAUCUCAUAUUCAAGUUUGGGAAACUAAAGGACUGUGUGGCAAUUCACCAAAAUUUCCACAAAUUGCUUAUAAAUAAAAAAGACUUUAAAACUUAAUAUCAUUUUUGCAAAAAAAAAAAAAAACUAACGAUCAAUUACGAAACAUAAUAUAAUUAUAAUUAAUCAUCAUUUACACUUAACCUAUAUUUUAUUAAGCAAUCAUUAUGUAUUAGGGUUGGAUCUUAGAUACUCGUAAAGUUACUUUAUUUAGUUGUAACAUAAAAAAUAAGAUAAAGGCUUUAAAAGAAACAAAAUACACACACACACAUGUAAAUAAAUUGAAAAUUUAUUUUUUGAUAA
Molecule: messenger RNA, 12255 nt
Organism: Lucilia sericata (common green bottle fly)
Lineage: Eukaryota; Metazoa; Arthropoda; Insecta; Diptera; Calliphoridae
Gene: mv
Product: lysosomal-trafficking regulator
Exons: 21
Coding region: 402-11993 (3863 amino acids)
Molecular function (GO): protein binding
Source: RefSeq, a predicted model, not a curated record